Messenger RNA from Dama dama (fallow deer), 2733 nucleotides. RefSeq lists its product as uncharacterized. Gene Ontology annotation, biological process: cytoplasmic translation. Gene Ontology annotation, molecular function: structural constituent of ribosome. The transcript has a single exon. Lineage: Eukaryota; Metazoa; Chordata; Mammalia; Artiodactyla; Cervidae. The coding region runs from base 1166 to 1810 and encodes 214 amino acids. The record is from RefSeq and is a predicted model, not a curated record. Gene Ontology annotation, cellular component: ribosome; cytosolic large ribosomal subunit.
GAAGCCCUGCAGUUUUCUUUUAAAGAGUGGUUUGUAACUGGUGCUUGUAUCAUAAGCCUCUGGGGGGUUCAUUAUAACAGAGUGCUGGUUCCCAACUCCAGAAUGUCAAAUUCAUUAGGUCCAGAGAGGACCCGAGACUUUGUAUUUCUGCCCUGUUUACAGGUGAUGCUGCUGCUGCUGCUGCUGGUCUGGGGUCCACACUUUGAGAAUCACUGCUUGCCUGAUACCACAAAGUAAUAAAACUCUGCCCCUGGAGUAUUGUCCUAACCUCCUCAUGGGAGCCUUUGAUUCAAGAUAUAGCCAGAGUCCCUAGAAGGACAGGAAGCUGGGACUUUGCUGAGUUUACAAACAGGUUUAGGAUUAGCAGGAAUUGAACCUGCUUGGUACUAAAUGUCUGUUUAAUAAAUGACAAGUAUGUUGGAGAGGGAAGAAAACCCUACAGCUAAUGGUGCAGUUAAUGGCAUAAGACUGGAUACUUUCCCCUUAACACCUAGAAUGAGACACGUAUCUACUCUCACUACUGCUCUUUUACAUUGUACUGAAGAUUCUAGUCAAUGCAUAAAAGCAAGAAGAAAUAAAAGGCAUCUGGAUUGGAAAGAAAUACACCUGUCUUUAUUUGCAGAAACAUGAUUAUCUAGUAGAAAACCCAGUGGAAUCUAUAAAAAAGGUAAUAAAAUUGUUAUUUUAGUAUGGUUGGAGGAUACAAGAUCAAUGUACAAAAAUCAAUUGUACUUUGGGACUUCCCUGGCAGUUCAGUGGUUAAGACUUGGAGCUCCCAUUGCAGAGGAACUAAGAUCCCACAUGCUGCAUGACACAGCCAAAAAAAGAAUGUGGCGAACUGAUUUUCAAAAAUUAUUUAUUUGGCUGCAUUGGGCCUUAGUUGUGGCAUGUGGAUUGAACCCAGACCCCCUGCAUUGGGAGUGUGGAGUAUUAGCCACUGGACCACUAGUGAAGUCCUGGAUAACUGAUUUCUUUGAAAAGGCACAAAGCCAUGCAGUGGAAGAAGGACAGUCUUUUCAACAAAUGGUGCUAGAACAGUUGGAUAUUCAUACCCAAAGGAAGGAGCCUGGAUUCAUACCUCCUACUAUAUACAAUGUGUUAGUUGCUCAGUUGUGUCUGACUCCUUGAGACCCCAUGGAGUGUAGCCCACCAGGCUCCUCUGUCCAUGGGGAUUCUCCAGGCAAGAAUAUUGGAGUGGGUGGUCAUUCCCUUCUCCAGGGGAUCUUCCCAACCCAGGGAUCAAACCUGGGUCUCUUGCACUGCAAAAAGUAAUUCAAAAUGGACUAAAGACCUAAAUAUAUUAUCUGAAACUAUAAAACUUGUAGAAAACCUUUGUGAUCUUGGAUUAGGCGAAGAUUUCUUAGAUAAGACAUCAAAAGGACAAUCCAAAAAGAACAAAUUGAUAAAUUUGACUACAUCAACAUUGAACAUUUCUGCUUUUCAAAAGCCAUUGCUAACUUUCUGCCUCACCAGCCAUUGCAGAGCAGUGGCUGUGGCUCUGCUCCUCCCCAUGGCCAUGGGCCUCAACAAGGGCCAAAAGAUGACCAAGAACGUGAGCAAACUGAGGCACAGCCACCUCCUCGGGCGCCUUACCAAGCACACCAAGUUCAUGCGGGACAUGAUCCGGGAGGUGUGCAGCUUCACCCCUUAUGAGCGGUCGCCCAUGGAGCUGCUCAAAGUCUCCAAGGACAAGCAGGCCCUCAAGUUCAUCAAGAAAAGGGUGGGGACAUACAUCUGUGCCAAGAGGAAGAGAAAGGGGCUGAGCAAUGUCCUGGCCACCAUGAGGAAAGUAGCAGCCAAGAAGGACUGAGCCCUUCCCCUCUGUGCACAAUAAACCUUUUCAGAAAAAAAAAAAGACAUUGUUAAGAGAAUGAACAGACAAGCCACAGACUGCCAAGAAAAAUACUUGCAAAGCAUAUAUCUGAUAAAGUGUCUGUAUCCAGAAGAUUGGGAAAUAAGAACUGCUUUUUGAAAGGUCUAUUAAUAAGAUAUGGCAAAAGGGGUGGUGUAUGAGGAAACCAGAAUUGAAAGAGACAUGUGUACCCCAAUGUUCAUCGCAGCACUGUUUAUAAUAGCCAGGACAUGGAACCAACUGAGAUGUCCAUAAGCAGACAAAUGGAUAAGAAAGCUGUGGUACACAUACACAAUGGAAUAUUACUCAGCCAUUAAAAAGAAUACAUUUGAAUCAGUUCUAAUGAGGUGGAUGAAACUGGAGCCUAUUAUACAGAGUGAAGUAAGCCAGAAAGAAAAACACCAAUAUAGUAUACUAACACGUAUAUAUGGAAUUUAGAAAGAUGGUAAUGAUAACCCUAUAUGUGAGACAGUAAAAGAGACACAGAUGUACAGAACAGUCUUCUGGACUCUGUGGGAGAAGGAGAGGGUAGGAUGAUCUGCGAUAAUAGCAUUUAAACGUGUAUAUUAUCAUGUAUGAAACAGAUCGUCAGUCCAGGUUUGAUGCAUGAGACAGGAUGCUCAGGGCUGGUGCACUGGGAUGACCCAGAGGGAUGGGAUGGGGAGGGAGGUGGGAGGGGGGUUCAGGAUGGGGAACACAUGCACACCCAUGGCUGAUUCAUGUCAAUGUAUGGCAAAAACCACUACAAUAUUGUAAAGUAAUUCAGUUCAGUUCAGUCGCUCAGUCGUGUCCCUUUUGCAACCCCAUGAAUCACAGCACGCCAGGCCUCCCUGUCCAUCACCAACUCCCGGAGUUUACUCAAACUCAAGUUCAUCAAGUUG